AUGAAGUCUACAAAUGACAACAAUGGCAGCAAUAGUCAUAAUAACAACUGGUUGGGUUUCUCUCUCUCACCCUACAUGAAAAUGGAGGUUUCUUCAAACCCUCAUCAUCAGUACAAUCAUCAUCAUCAUCAACCUAAGCAAGUUCUUCCUUCUGGCUUCUCUCUCUCCCCUUCUUCACACCUCAACAGCUCUGCAAUGUGUUAUGGGGUUGGAGAAAAUGUUGGCUUUCACUCACCCUUGUCUGUAAUGCCUCUCAAGUCAGAUGGAUCUCUCUGUAUCAUGGAAGCUCUCAGUAGAUCACAACCACCACCACCACCACAAGGGAUGGUGCCAAACUCUUCCCCUAAACUUGAGGACUUUCUUGGUGGUGCAACAAUGGCAGCCCACCACCAAUACAGUACCAAUGAGAGAGAAGCAAUGGCUCUAAGCUUAGACAGCAUGUACUACCACCACCAAAAUGCUGAUCAACAAACCAAUAGACACCACUGGAGGAGCAGAGAGAAGAAGAAACCAGGGAGACCCAACUUGCAGACUGAUAAUACCCAAAUCACUGCUUGCCUGAAAAAUUGGAUUGUGGUGGAGGAUAGUGGUGGCGCGUGUGGGUCAGGUGGUGGUCCAGUGGGUGGUUGUGGGGAUUUACAGUCUCUGAGCUUGUCAAUGAGUCCUGGUUCUCAGUCAAGCUGUGUCACAGCUCCAACCCAGAUCUCACCUACUGGAACUGAGUCCACAGUCAUGGAAACCAAGAAGAGAGGGUCUGCAAAAGUUGCUCUGAAGCAACCUGUUCAUAGGAAGUCCAUUGACACAUUUGGGUGGAGAACCUCUCAGUAUAGAGGUGUUACAAGGUCUGUUCGUGCCUAUUUUUGUGAUUUAUUUCCAUUUCCUACUAGUUACGUUUUUGUGCUAAUGAUUGGCAUAUUAAGGAGUGGUCUCUUCGUCUUUCUAUUAUACAAUCAAAUGGCUAACACUGCUGCAGGUAUAUUGAAGGUGGAAGGGGAUUUUGCUGGUCCUGAUAUGGCCCCCUGUGGGGAUGAGAAUGAUGAUGUGCAUAGAUUGAAGUGA
Messenger RNA from Camellia sinensis, 1059 nucleotides. NCBI's taxonomy places the organism in Eukaryota, Viridiplantae, Streptophyta, Magnoliopsida, Ericales, Theaceae. The record is from RefSeq and is a predicted model, not a curated record.